AUGAAAUUUGAAAAAUACAGUUUUGGUGGAACCUACGACUACAUGCACAGUCGUUGCGAUCGCAGAUUAUACAUUUUGGGGUUGCAGCUUAUUUUUCGUCCAAAUCAAGCAAAUAAGAUAUACGCUCCGUUAGUGAUCCGCAGGCCACGAAAAGUAGAAACGUUUGUCCACGAUGCAAUUCAGAAGAGAUUCAUCCGAACGGAAUUUCAAAAAAAAAUCGGCACGAAAAAUAUAUUGCUGCUCAGGCACUCAGCGCACAAUCAGCUUGAGACUACAAAAGUCGGCAAAGCCGAGCUUUUUCUUUUGUGGUGCAUGAUCACCGGGUCAUACCGUGAUAUUAUCAUUAGACGGUUCCAUAGAGUUAUAACUCUUCGCACCGGUUGUGCAAUUCGCUGUGGUGGUUUGAUUUUUGUCAUUGCCUGCUCCCUCACGUUGCAAUCUCCUCCGGGGUACACCUUCUUUACAGGUGAAUCUUUUCGCCUGACCCUGCAGAACCUUCGGGCUAUGCACAUGCUUCGUACUGCCCUAGGUGGGUAUGUUUGGAUGCAGGGUCGCUCCACUUAUUUCAAGGUCACUGGCCCUGAUGACAUCGCCCUCGUUGACCCCAUUAGCGACACUGUGUGGGUUCUUCAGUCGAACAUCCUACUACCUCCUCACCCACGUAGGGCACAACAGCCUGAUCCUAUGCAGAGUGACUUUCAGGAUCAGCCCCCACCCACCCAGCCAUCUUACCCUGACCCCAACUCCCCCUUCACUUUCCAGCAUUAUCUUGACAUCCGUCAUGAUAUUGCUUCCCUUCAGCAGACUAUGACUGGUCUUCGCCUCGACUAUCAGCUAUUUAGCACUCAGGUUACCAGCUAUCGUGAUGAGCUCUUAGGUCUGCGCGGCGAUUUCACCGACUUCUGCGAUGAUUUCUUCUGUCGCUAUGCACCCCCAACUGCUUGGAAGGAGGAACGACGAUCAAAAGAGCAAAAAGAAGUAACAUGCGAUAGCAGGUUGGCCAAUUUGCAUCGAAAUAGCAACGUACUUCAUUAAAAAGUCUCGUGACUCGUUUAGGGUGAAACCUGCGAUCGCAGGCUGUCCCUUUGCGAUCGUAGGUACGGCGUUUUGACAGUUAGACGUAUAUAUACAACCCCAUACUCUUCCAGUAACCCGAAUUAGUGAUUCCUGGCGAUUCGGAGGCGAUUUUCAAAGGUUUUCAAGUGAAGAAUGCAGAUCUAAAGGAGACGAUUCGAUUCCAAUUCAUAGUUUAGUAAGAUUUAUCGUUUAAAUUUUAUUUUCACUGUUUGUAAUCCGUUUUUAGCC
Messenger RNA from Lactuca saligna, 1305 nucleotides. NCBI's taxonomy places the organism in Eukaryota, Viridiplantae, Streptophyta, Magnoliopsida, Asterales, Asteraceae. The record is from the annotation of a GenBank genome assembly.